Molecule: messenger RNA, 2671 nt
Organism: Aphanomyces astaci
Lineage: Eukaryota; Oomycota; Saprolegniomycetes; Saprolegniales; Verrucalvaceae
Exons: 2
Coding region: 64-2574 (836 amino acids)
Molecular function (GO): metal ion binding; lipid binding
Source: RefSeq, a predicted model, not a curated record
CCUGGCGCGUGUAACCAGCUGGAACUGGGCUGGCGAGUCGACUGGAUCAUAUUUCGAAACGCGAUGCCACCGGCAACGUCCAUGAUGUUCCCCGUGGGGGCGGACUUCUUCAGCACCAAGGGAAAGGACCUGCCUGACGAGGAGAAGCGGUACCUCGUGCACAUUGCACGCACGUCAUGCAAGGAACUGAUCAAGCACGCCGACAUGCGCGACGAGAACGUCGUGUGGACGCCCAUUGGCGGCACCAGUUCCGAGGUCAAGUCGUCGCUGCCGCCAUUUUUGUCAUCGUCGCGAGGCGGAUUCAUGGACAGUUUAAUUCUGUCUGCACGCAUGUUCGAAGGCCGAUCCAAGCGUGACUGGAGCAAGAAGUUUCAUGGCGGGAAUAUCAUGAUGGGUGCGUGCGUCACUCAAGUCGCGGCAACAUUGGACGAGGUCGCGUCUUUCUACCAGCGCCCUACGACCCGCGACGCCCGCACGUUCGCAGACACGUACCAAGACGACUGCUUGGACGCACAUGUACUUUACACCCUCUUGCCGCCGGCGUCGGCGGCCCCAUGGCAUAGCAUCACCGUGCGGUGGCACGCAAUGAAGUCCCCCAUCGCGUUGGGCAAAGCCCGGGACUUUUGCUUCCUCGAGACACAUGACGAAUUCGUGGACGCCCGCGGCCGGCGAGGCUGGAUCCUUGCACGGGAGUCGGUGAGCAUCGCCGCGUGUCCGCCGCUAUCGUCCAUCGUUCGCGCGAGUCUGCAGCGCUCGGGCCUCGUGUUUGUCGAAAGCGACCUCCCUGGGUUCCUCAACGUCACCCAAAUGGCGGUCGUGGACUUCAAAGGGACGUUGCCGCGCGUCGUGUCGCGUCUGGCUACCCGAAAACACCUAACCGAAGUCCUGCGUUUGAAUCGAUACCUGCACGAGAAACGACUGAGUCUCGAACACAUCCUCCCCGACCACGACCUCGUGCCAAAGCGCGACCGGUCAGCGUGCCACGUGUGCGUCAAAAAGUUUGGGGUGUUUUCUAGGCACAAAGUGCGCUGUCGAAAGUGCGGCGAGGUCGUGUGCAUGCAAUGCCAGGGCCUGUGGACCAUCGACGCGUCGUCGGCGCCGCGCCACCCCCGCCGCGCGUCCAUGUCGUCGGCCGUCUCCAAGAAGGCGGUCGUACAUGUUCGUGUGUGCAUCAACUGCUCCCAAGACACACGCGAACGAUCGAUGCACGUUCACUCGACGUUUCUCAACUCGCAACCACGUACCAACCCCCACGACCACCGACAGUUUUCAUUGGACGCGACCAUGACCAUGACCUCCUUCCUGCAGACCGACGACCACGAACAAGACAACGAACAAGACGAUAUCUCCCCCAUGGAUGUGCUGCAAAGCGCUCGGUCGCGGGCACUGCACGAGUACGUUCGGCGCACGUCGUCCAUGACCGUCGCCGCGUCCACUGCAACAACCUCAUCAUCCGGUCGACGCAUCCCUCCUGCCCACGACGAGUACGACAACCAUCUGACGCUUCGACAUGCCAAAAGCGUGCCGGGCGAUUCGUUCGACGAAGCGGCGGGUUCGUACGCCGACGGGUCUUCUUCGCCGUGUUCGUCGUCCCGCGACGGGUACGCCGGUCCCCCGAGAGGGUUGUCGCAUUCGUUUGUCAGCGACGCGUCGUCGUUCCGUCCAAGUUUUACCGUGUUCAAGAAACCUACCCCUUUGAUCCCAUCAACUUCAACCUCCCAUCACCACCACCAGUAUCAAUACCAGCAACCCAUGGUGCUGCCGUCGUCGGUGCUGGCGCUCACGUCGCCGUCGUACCGCGAUGCAUCUCAUCACAACAAUCCUCGCGGUCGGCAUCACUAUUCCGUACCUCCUCCGCCUCCUUCUUCGUCGUCGGCUACAAACUCCCGACGAAGCAGUUUGCCCGUCUUUUCCAACCUUGCCGCGCAAGUGGAUGCGGCGCUGCAUUACGGCCACCAUACAACCCACGUACCCCCGUCGUCGCCGUCGUCGUCGCGAUCGUCUUGGCGGUCCCAUCAUGCAUCAUCAUCGUCGUUGCUGCGGUCCCCAGCUAACCGGACCCACAAACCAUAUACCCCCCGGAAAUCGACCCAAACGUUUCAGUUCCGAGACUCGAAACUCGUGAGCAUGCGCACGAGCGCCGGCACGUUCACGACCGACGACCUCAAGUCGAUUGAACGGUCGCUUUUGGCUGAUGCCAAGAAGCUCGACACGGUGUCUUGUGCGCGGGGCAGCUUGGGCAAACCAUCCUCCCGCGGAACCAAGACGUCCAUGAUGAUGGGGGACGGACUCAACCAGCGCACGUCCUCCCGAUGUGGCGGCGGAAGCAACUCGUCGUUUAUGUCGAGCACUACCAACCACACACCCGCCACGGCCACGUCCACUUCGAGUCUGAGCUUUUCCGACGAUGACUCGACGCUGCAGCUGGAAGGACUCCGUGAAAAGGUGCAACUCACGCUAAAUGGCCCGGCGCAAUCAUCAUCGUCAACAACAACAUCAUUAUCGAGCCACAACCACGACGACGACGUGGUCGCAUUGUACAAGCAAAUGAAGGCGCUGCGAGUCGCCAUGUAGUAGUAGUAGUAGUAGUAUACACUAGUAGAUCAUCCAUCAACUAACUAAACUCGUCGUCGUCAGCCUACCAUUACUGUACAUAAAGAAGAUCAUCGAC